AUGAGAGAAACGAAGCAAAAAUCUCAUAAAAUUUCCAAGCGACGUUCUGAUAAAGGUAAGAAGAAAUCGAGCGGGAAGCACAAGGACAAAAGCCACAAGCGUGAGAAGCUUUCAAAACUGAAGAUCCAAGAACUGUCCGAGGAUGACUACUUCUCCAAGAACAAUGAGUUUGCCACAUGGCUGAAAGAAGAGAAAAAGAUAUUUUUCUCAGAUCUAUCGUCUGAAUCUGCCCGCAAACUAUUUUCUGAGUUUGUGGAAGAAUGGAAUAACAAAGACCUCGAGCCCCAAUACUAUGAGGGCAUUGCAACUGGACCGAGGACAUCUCAUAAGUGGAACAUCAAACAGUAG
Molecule: messenger RNA, 348 nt
Organism: Striga hermonthica
Lineage: Eukaryota; Viridiplantae; Streptophyta; Magnoliopsida; Lamiales; Orobanchaceae
Source: the annotation of a GenBank genome assembly